Molecule: messenger RNA, 1276 nt
Organism: Periconia digitata
Lineage: Eukaryota; Fungi; Ascomycota; Dothideomycetes; Pleosporales; Periconiaceae
Source: the annotation of a GenBank genome assembly
AAGCGUUUCCGAUUGUCCCCCUCCCACUCCGCUGUUUUCUUCUAGAAGACAAAUCUUUUCUUGUCGCUUUCAGCUUGAUAUCUACUUUGCCUUUCUCUUGUUUCUAUAUACCAAGCAAACCGUAAUACACAGACCUGUGACUAUAAUGCAAGAAAUCAAGAACACUCCCACUCCCCCAUCUGAAAUGAUGGGUAAAGAAGACAAACUAGAGUCUCAGCCGACUUCUGGGUCAGAACAAUCAAGCACCCCAUCUCCACACAAGCGUAUACACGACCAUUUCUCCAAUACGGUUGAGACGAAAUAUGGUUACCUGCCACUCUUAGUGUGCUGUUUUGCCACAGGACUGACUGAUGGAACUUUAUACAAUGCUUAUGGCACAUUCGUGUCCAUGCAAACAGGAAAUACGAUUUUCGUCGCACUCGGCACCACCGGCCAAAAUAACAAGCCCUACGGCUGGGCGCGAUCACUUUGCUCGAUUGGGUGUUUUGCUAUCGGCUGUAUCGCUUUCGCAAGACUACACAAACUCAUUGGAGGCUCUCGAUUGCGACGUACAGUCAUAUUUUCGUUCUUCUUACAAACUGUCUGCGUCAUUAUAGCCACAUCCAUAAUUCAGAGCGGUAUUAUCGACGAUCGCUAUCCGCCCCUGGACCCCAACCGCGUCAACUUCACCGAACUUGCUGCCGUUGCCCUGCUUAGUUUUCAAGCUGCGGGGCAAAUUGUUAACAGCCGUGGCCUCGGCGUAGGAGAAGUGCCUACCGUGGUCAUCACGAGCUUGGUGUGUGAUCUGAUGAGCGAUGACUUGCUUUUCACAGGAUUAACAAAGAAUGCGAAACGGAACAGAAGGUUCAUCGCGUUUGUUCUUACCUUGUUGGGAGCUAUCUGUGGCGGUUGGAUAUCAAAGUCUACUCAAUCUGUUGGACCAUCACUGUGGCUUGUCGCGGGUAUCAAAGGGGUCAUUACUCUCUACUGGUUAGACUUGGUUCCUUGGGGGAAAUUCUUGGGUCGCAAGUGAAGCCAGGACGAAGAUUGAGGUCGUAUUUAAUUUAAAAUGCACGCUUGACAACGACUAGAUUGUUGUUAAAUACCUAUGUUACUGAGCUGCGUUGCUCCUGAUGUUUGUCCCCAGGAUAGAAUGCACAUUGCCAUCUCAGACACGAUAGCUCAGCGUGGAAUGAAACACAGCUCCUAUCGACGACACCCCUUAAGCAAGUGUGUCCCAAAUAUUAAGCCCGAUACCGGAACUGCAAAAAUCAUUCGGGACAGUCACCAAGCAAUC